AUGCUAAAUUUUAUUACCGAAGCAAGUGGAAGAAUAGCCCAAACGGCUGCCCAUAGACCUAUUCACUUUAUGGUGAUACCAGCAUUAUUGGCAUCCAUUGCAUACUUAUCCAUCAUCGAUGACUAUGUCCCAGAACAUAUUAGAACUCAAUACAAAACCGGUGUUAGUUAUUACCAUCCACAAGGCUCGGCCUCAGAUUUGGAUAAAUGGAUUGAAAUUCAUGAUACUACUGAAUAUGCCAAUGCCAACCAAAUCAGCGUCAUCCCAUUGAGAUUUAGAAGAUUCCAUGAUGCAAUUCCACAUAUUCCAAACGCUAUUAAGAUUUCAAACAAUGAACAAAUUUUAAUUGUCCCAUCUGAAAAUGCAGGAUCCACAUUAGAAGGAUUAAGUGUGUUUACCGAAAAUGGUGUUACUUGGAAGGCUAGAAAUAACGAUAAAAUCUCCAAAUACUAUGAUUAUGCUAGAUACGGUUUCCGCAAAAUUCAAGAUGCUAUUCACAAUGCUGAUAAUUUCGAUAUUAUUUUAGUUUUUGUUGCCUAUCUUGGCAUGUGGUAUUCUUUGAUUAAGGUUUUCGUUGAGAUGAGACGUAUUGGAUCUAAAUUUUGGUUGGCAUUUGGUACUUUAACUUCUUCCACAUUUGCAUUUUUGUUUGCUUUAGUGGUCGCAAACAAAUUUUUGGAUGCUAAAGUUUCCUUGAGAAGUCUUUCUGAAUGUAUCCCAUUUUUGGUUGCCAUUAUUGGAUUCAAGCACAAAGUAGCCAUCACCACUAGCGUUGCCAAGGCAUCGACUUCAUCGCCAGAAGAUGUUCCUCAUGUUGUCGGUAAGGCUGUUUCCUCCCAAUGUAUAUUCAUCUUGAGAGACCAUUUGGUUGUCAUUGUUGGAUUUCUCGCCUGUGCGGCUUAUGGGAAUGAAUUGAAAGGGUUAAGAAACUUCUGUAUCUUGGGUGCAUUGAUUUUGUCCUUUGAUAUUAUUUCUGUUUACACUUUCUUUUCAGCCAUCUUGGCCUUGAAAGUUGAAAUCAACCGUGCACGUCGUACUCAAGAUUUGCAAUACGUUUUGGAAGAAGACGGUAUUUCAUCAUUAGUUGCUGCUAGAGUUGCUGAAAGAAAUGCAACUAUCGAACAUCCAAACGAAACCAAUUUCUUCAAGUCUAAUAGCUCUUCAAUUGUUUACUUUAAAGUUAUCAUGAGUCUCGGUUUUUUCGCCUUCCAUGCAUUUUGGUUGGGUAGUUCAUGGUUAUACAAUACUUCAGAUGGAGGUGCCCGUGGAAGUUUCUCAUUCCUUAGUAAUGUUCCACUUUUAACUGAAGAUAUUUCUAACUCCAUUCCAAUUGGCAGAAAAGGUACUGUGGUUACUAUUUUGCCAACUACUUUCUACAUGCCAUCAGGAAUUGUUGUUCAAUUUGAAGAUAUAAUCUACUUGACUUUAAGUAAAGUCAGCAGUGCUAUUAGAGAUAGUUUGAUUUCCAAGUGUAUUGUGUUUGUUUUGUUCAUAUCUAUUUUUACAAACGUUUACUUUUUGAAUGCUGCUCGUUUCCAAGUUUCUGCCACCCGUAAGUUGAUUGACCAAGAAAUGUCUCGUCCAAAAGAAGUUGUUGCUGCCGAAGCAAAUGUUCCAGUUAAACAAAACAAACCAUCUAUCCCAAGAUCAAUUCCAGAACAAGACGAGGAAGACGAAGAAACUUCCAGCGAAGAACUUGAAAUCAAAGCUCCAGUUAAAUUGUUACCACUUGAAGAAUGUACUAAAAUUCUUAAGGAAGGAAAAGUCAAGACUUUAUCUAAUGACGAAGUUUCAAGUUUGGUUGUUGGUGGUAAAUUGCCAUUAUAUGCAUUGGAAAAACAAUUGGGUGAUAAUAAGAGAGCUGUUGCUGUUCGUCGUAAGGCUAUUGCAAAAUUAGCUAACGCGCCAGUAUUGGAAUCUAACCGUUUGCCAUAUUCUCAUUAUGAUUAUGAUAGAGUUUUUGGAGCUUGUUGUGAAAAUGUUAUUGGGUACAUGCCAAUUCCAGUUGGUGUUGCCGGUCCUUUAGUUAUUGACGGAAAGCCAUACCACAUUCCUAUGGCUACUACUGAAGGUUGUCUUGUUGCCUCUACUAUGCGUGGUUGUAAAGCUAUCAAUGCUGGAGGUGGUGUUGAAACUGUUUUGACAAAAGAUGGUAUGACUAGAGGUCCUUGUGUUCGUUUCCCAACAUUGAAGAGAGCUGGUGCUGCUAAAUUAUGGAUUGAUUCCGAAGAAGGUCAAACUACUAUCAAGAAAGCUUUCAAUUCCACAUCAAGAUUUGCUCGUUUGCAACAUAUCCAAACUGCACUUGCUGGUACCUCAUUGUUUGUUAGAUUCAGAACUACCACCGGUGAUGCUAUGGGUAUGAAUAUGAUCUCAAAGGGGGUUGAAUAUUCCUUGAAAUAUAUGGUUGAAGAAUGUGGCUGGGAUGAUAUGGAAGUUGUUUCUGUUUCAGGUAACUAUUGUACUGAUAAAAAACCUGCUGCCAUUAACUGGAUCGAAGGUAGAGGUAAAUCAAUUGUCGCUGCCGCAACAAUUCCUGCUGAAGUUGUUACUAAAGUAUUGAAGUCUGAUGUCGACGCUUUAGUUGAAUUGAAUAUUUCCAAAAACUUGGUCGGUUCAGCCAUGGCCGGUUCUGUUGGUGGAUUUAAUGCCCAUGCUGCCAACUUGGUUACUGCUGUUUAUUUGGCUUGUGGUCAAGAUCCUGCACAAAAUGUCGAAUCAUCUAACUGUAUUACUUUGAUGGAAAAGAACAAAGAAACUGGUGAUUUACAAAUUUCAGUUUCUAUGCCAUCUAUUGAAGUCGGUACUAUUGGUGGUGGUACUAUUUUGGAACCUCAAGGUGCCAUGUUAGAAUUAUUAGGUGUUCGUGGUCCUCAUCCAACCAAUCCUGGUGACAAUGCAAGACAAUUGGCCAAGAUUGUUGCUUCCGCUGUAUUAGCUGCCGAAUUAUCACUUUGUUCUGCCUUAGCCGCUGGUCAUUUAGUUCAAUCUCAUAUGCAACAUAACCGUAAAGCUGCCACUCCAGCUGCUCCAGCUCCUGUAACCAACGGAACCAGUAAACCAAACGGUGCCGUCAAUGGUAACGAUUUAAAACGUCUUCAAGAUGGAUCAGUUAAUUGUAUAAAAUCAUAG
Candida tropicalis MYA-3404 is the source of this 3132-nucleotide messenger RNA. It is a transcript of the gene HMG1, whose product is annotated as hydroxymethylglutaryl-CoA reductase (NADPH). The transcript has a single exon. Gene Ontology annotation, molecular function: protein binding; hydroxymethylglutaryl-CoA reductase (NADPH) activity. The record is from RefSeq and is a predicted model, not a curated record. Bases 1 to 3132 code for a protein of 1043 amino acids. Gene Ontology annotation, cellular component: endoplasmic reticulum membrane; peroxisomal membrane. NCBI's taxonomy places the organism in Eukaryota, Fungi, Ascomycota, Pichiomycetes, Serinales, Debaryomycetaceae. Gene Ontology annotation, biological process: coenzyme A metabolic process; isoprenoid biosynthetic process; ergosterol biosynthetic process.